This is a messenger RNA of Bemisia tabaci, 8978 nucleotides long. RefSeq names its product Forkhead box protein N4 jumeau (gene jumu). Gene Ontology annotation, molecular function: transcription cis-regulatory region binding; DNA-binding transcription factor activity, RNA polymerase II-specific. Gene Ontology annotation, biological process: regulation of transcription by RNA polymerase II. Lineage: Eukaryota; Metazoa; Arthropoda; Insecta; Hemiptera; Aleyrodidae. The record is from RefSeq and is a predicted model, not a curated record.
ACUCAUUCCUACUGAACAAAUGGCGGACUCUUUGUAGCUGCUUGAAGGUUCGUGAGUUUUUCAAAUUAUUUUUACUUAUUACAAGUCAAUUAUGUGUUAGUUUGGUGCGAAAGUGGUGUCAAAAAAUUCAGUGGUUCAAGCCGACUGCGAAUAUUUUACUGUCGUGGAGUCUAGAUCUGGACACAAGAUGAGUAUGGACUUCUACUUCAGCGGGCAGGAUGCUCUUUCGCUGCAAGAAAUGAUCGAUUUUGACUCAAAGCGCGAGUACGAUGACUACAACUCAAUCGACUUCGAGCUGGGUGCCUCGGUCCCACCGUUGGAUCUUGAUGAAAACUCAGUCAACGGACUAAUAUCUACGAGCCACCAUGGUAACGGACUUCACAUGUGGCUCAAUGGUCAUGCGAUGACCAACUCGAGCCCUCUGAGCAACUCUAAUUACAACCUUGACUUCAUAGAUGGAGAUGCUGAGGCAGCCAUGAUGGUAGACCCACACAACGUUAUUCCAAUUGAUCUCUUCAAAGCUGAACCAAGGUUCAACGAUUCCCCGAACAUUAAAGAGGAACCCAUCGAUGAGCUUGUUGUAAAACAAGAAAAGGAGUCAGAAGAUGACCUAGCCUUAAACCCGGUGCCGGAAUCAAAAUUGGGGAUAGAAGUCCAACUACCUGAAGAAUCUAGAGCACCAUCAACAAUAAUUAACAAGUGUAAACUUAAAGCUAAAGCAAAUAUAAUUCGUGAUAAUUUAAUAAUUCCUACAAAUUUAGUUUCUUCCAUGGCUGUAAAUAGAGUUAAGAAUGGUUCCGAUUCUGCCAAGUCUAAUGUUCAAUCUAUGCCAAAAACAUUGGCGACUAUUAGGAUAGGAAGACCAGAUGAUGCCAGUUUGAUUACAACCUCUGGCAGCACAGUUAAGUCCUUACCGGUGACGAUUGUGACAACAUCGCAGAAUAGUCUAAAUCAAAUAAAAAUUGUAGAGGGGAGCGUCAAAACGCUAACACCAGUGACAGUGCAAACAAAGAAAGUGAUCUCAGUUGACAAGAAGUCGUUUGGAAUUCACCGAUAUCCAAAACCUGCAUAUUCUUAUUCGUGCCUAAUAGCGAUGGCACUCAAGAAUUCUAAGUCUGGUAGUCUCCCUGUUUCAGAAAUUUAUAAUUUUAUGUGCAAUCAUUUUCCUUAUUUUAAGACGGCGCCUAGUGGAUGGAAGAACUCAGUACGCCACAAUUUAAGUUUGAAUCAAUGUUUUGAAAAAAUUGAGAAACCUAUGCCGAAUAGUGGAUCUUCCAGGAAAGGCUGUCUAUGGGCGAUGAAUCCGGACAAAAUUGCCAAGAUGGAUGCAGAAGUUCAAAAGUGGUCUAAGAAAGAUCCUAUGGCAAUCAAAAAAGCAAUGGUUUAUCCAGAAAACUUAGAAGCUCUGGAGCGAGGGGAAAUGAAAGUUGGAAGUUACGAAGAGUCAGAGGAGUACGAAGAAGAUCUGACAGAAGAGGAGGAUCUCGGUGUUGAUGCUGAAGAUGAUGUUGAUGUUGACGUCGAUGAUGCCCCAGUAACGCAAACAUAUCUCUAUAAUGGUGCAGCAACAGCUAUCGAUAUUGAUCCAUCAGAUAUGGAGGUGAUAGAAGACGGAGAAGGAGUUUUUCUCACAACCAAGGACGGCCAAGUGAUUCUGAAUUACAACAGUGAAUCUGACAUUGAAUAAACUAUGCUUCAAGUAGUGAGUAGGCUUUAUUUUUAGUAGCUCAAAAACAUUUUUGCAAACCUUCAUCAAGGCAAUCGGAGGAAGUGUACAACUUUCAAUUUUAUAAAUUCUUUUUGUAUGUACCUAACCGGUUUCGCCCUCCUUCAUUUUUUCUUUUUGAUUUUUUUUACCACUCAAAAUGUUUUAAUUGCUAAGCACAUCAGAGUUCCUAAUAAUUGAUUAGUAACCAUUCAUCAUUUAAUGAGUUCCAUUGAUUUUUUUCUUCAUAAGCUGUUAAUAAGUUUUUAUGCUUCAUUUAAGAGGGUUUUCAAAAAUCACCUGUUAAAAUUUUAAAUCCUCAAGACGGAUCAUCAAUUAAUUACGUUCCUCUGCAACUUAUAAUUAUUUCUCUUUUGCAUUUUACUCCAUUAUUUUAAGUGUUAUUUCCUCGUGGUUUGCAAAUCGUUCAGUAACUGGAUCCUUCUGAGAAUGGGUCUCUACUUAGAUGAGGUAUGAAUUUAAGCCCUACGCGCAGAUUUUUCUCAUCAAAAUUUAAUGAGAAGAACGAAUUUUCCAGCAAGAAGUCUGAGUUUAAACGCCUGAACAAGAUGUAAGUGUUUUUAAUUAACAUUGGUCAAAAAGCAAAAAUACAAAUGGCAUUAUCUAUAAAAGCUAUCUUCCAUUUGAUUAAUAAACGAGAAAGUAAAAAUACUGAGUGAACUGAGUACAAAAAUAUCAUCAAUUUCUGAAUCAAACAAUUGUGGGAGGAUAUUUUACAAGAUGAUCUAAGCCGCUCAAAUACUUGUAUUUCAAUGGGAAACGCUGCCUCAGUGCGUCAUGGCACCACAAGUGAUUAAUUUUUUUUAUUUUUAAAUCUUAUUUUUAUUAAAUAAAUUCUACCGAUUUCCCAUCCCAGUAUAAAUCGUAAAAAAAUACUGUGAACUCAGCUCAUCAAGCACUUCCCUAGAAAAUAUUACAAGUUUUUGGGUAAAUUCUCCAUCCAUUUAAUUCAUUGUAUAAAAAAAUAAAUGAAUUAAUAAAAUUUAGAACCUAAGUUAGUUCACAGAAUAACAGAUCUUUUUUUAACGCAUUAACUACUACGGUGUUUUGCAAGUAUUUCUGCUGGUGGCAUGGUGCACUAUUCAUUCCCAGAAACAAUUUGGCGUACAUGGGAAGCUUUUAAAUAUACCCGAAUCACAAGAUUCUAAUUUCGGUUUUAAAAUUCUUCCGUGAAAACUUGACAUUUUUUUAAACACAUAUUUUUGCGUUUUUGUCGAUAGCCCCCAAAUUUCCCGAAAAGAACUAAUGUCUUUGUCUUGGCAAGUGGAAUAGCCAUGCAAUCGAGGUAGCAAUUAUUCAAAUUGCACCCGUAUUGACUUGGAAAACUGACAAUGGUGAACAAGUUUGAGCCUAAAGCACUCCUCAAAGUAAGGAUAAGGAUGUUGAUGCUACGACCACUAUGUCUACUUUCAUUCAUUCUCAUGGAACUCAGUUCUCACAUGUAAAACAGUCACUUCUCAUCACAUUCUUUUAGAAUGGGCCUGUUGCAAACUUUUGUUAGAGCAGAAGUAAGAGUCGUUUCUAUCAGUAAAUGUCUCAAAAAUUACGAUGAGCGCAUUAGCAGAGUUUGAAAUGCACUCCUAACUUCCCAAUCUGUAUAAGAAAUUUGUGUUUUUUUACCCUCCUGCUUCAAAAACAAUACCGUGGCACAGGUGAACAUUUUAUUAGAAGAGUCAUUUCAUUAAACUCUUUUGCAAUAGCAAUACUCAACUUAGUCGACGCUUCCGCUUGCAAAUUGCAAUUGAGAACCAAGGUCAAAUGUGCUCAUCGUGAUUUUUGAGACAUUUACUUAUAGAGACAAAUCUUCUUUUAUCUUAUUUCUGCUCUAGCAAAAGUUUGCAACAGGCCCAUUCUACAAGAGUGAGAUGAAAAGUGACUGUUUUUUACAUAUUACUCUGGAAAACUGACAAAUUUUAUUUUGCCCCUACUGCAUUUAAAAGGAGACAGAGAAAACGCAACAGUAUAUUUGCAAGGACAGCUUUUCUCAUGUGAACUGAGUUCCGUGAGAAUGAAUGAAAGUAGACAUUAUGGUUGUAGCGUCAACAUCCUUAUCUUUAAUUUGAGGGAUGCUUUACGCUCAAACUUGUUCAUUGCAAUGCCGGUUUUUCCAAUUAUCCCCCCCCCCCCCCAGCCCAUUAGCCAAAUAUUUACAAUGAAUGUACAACUUUGUCGGGCCAUUGUGAUUGGUAUGAUAUCUGCAGAAUCAUUUGCUUACGGUUAGAAUAACCGGUGUGGUAGUCAAUGUGUUAAACUUCUAUUUUGCCUCUGUCUCAUAAAAUUCUGUUCCUGCGUAUUCUUGAGACAAUUUACUUUUGCCUCCAUUAAUAUUAUUCCCCUCCCUCCAUGUUUCAAAAGAGGUACACUCUGCUGUCGGAUGUGUCACUUAAUGCAGGAGGUCCCCUUCUUAUAAGGAUCAGUAAUUCCAAGUAUUUUUCUUCAUUAGUUUACCAUCAAAUCAGUGAUCAUUACCUUUUAUAACCGUGGUCUCUCGGAUUUAAUGUUCGUUUGAUUUCUUUUUUUCUCUCGUUUUUUGAAAUAAGAGGAAACAGUAAAUGUUGCAAAUUGGCCAAGUCUAAAACAAGCAUAACUCCCGUUGAUAAUUAAAAUUACCUCUCAAAAUCCUGUGCACCGCAUUUAUGUAUGUAGUGCUGAACAUGGCUUAGAAAUUUUCACUUGUUUGAUGUUCAUUGCCUCUCCAUACGCAAUAGUUUGAGCAUGAUCUAAUGCAUUCAGCCUAGUCCUAUUCAGCUUAGAUUUACUGGUCUGGAUACUUUUAAGUUUCAAAUCAUUCACCCUGUAUUAACGUCAAAGGUCUGAAAGACCUUCUUCUGAUCUGCAAUUUUUUUUAUGAAGUGUUUCUCGCUCAAAGGCAGCCUUGCAAGUUCAAAUUGACACCAUGUAAUUUUUGACAGGAACCAUUAGAUAUCCGUAUAGUUUUAAAACUGAAAGUCAAUACUUUUGUAAGCAUACAGUCUGUAAGUCACCAAGUUCCUUGGUCAAAUUGUCCUCUGCAAGCUUAAUUAACGUAAAAUGAAGAUGUUUCUCUCUCAUGUUUUGACCGUACUGUAGCCACAAGCCUAGUUUAGUAGUAGAUGCUCAGUCCUACCUCAAUGCCUGUAAAUGAGCUCCAAUUCCUUCCUCCUUAUCCAGAGUAGAAGUUGUAACUUAGUCAUACAACUAAAUAUUAUGGUAUAUUUAUAUUUAUUUUUAAUUUUAAUUUUACCUGUGGCUUGCAAAAAUUUAGUUUUGAUAAGGCAAUCAUUACUUUCUAGGAUGAACGGUCAAGUGAUGAGAAUAGGCUCAAUCAGUUAUAACAAACUUUGGCUUGCCAAACCUUUUCAGGUUGUGCGCAUUGUCAGGGUAGAUUCAAAUUGAACACAAUUAAACUAAGUAUAAAGAUAGAAAAAAAAAUAUAAUAAUGGUACUUAAAAAGUGAAACAAUAAGAGAAAGUAGAGCAGAUGAGUUGUGAAGGCUAGCACACAUUAUCUUCCGCAGGGAUAUCCAAAAGAACCAAGUGAACAAACAUCACAUUGCUGAACAUUAGUCUACCUAUAGUAUCAUUCUCAGUUGAAUGGGCAAUCCUUAUCUAAAAAGAGAAUACAAAAUGAGAAAAACAGGGAAAAACACGAGAAAUUAGAGCUGAAAAAUUGAUGAUCAAAUCUUUAAUAAAAACGAUUUUGUGUUAGUGAUAGGGUGCGCUAGGGCUCACUUCAUGCCAUCUUCUCUUUCUUUUUUGCGUUUAAUGUGCCUGUGUACUUGAGUUAUUUCAUUUUCUAUUCUUCAGUCUACUGAUGUUUGUUUUUAACUACCUUGCAAAUGCAAAUAGCGCUUGAAAUUUCUGUAAAUUAAGGUAUGUCGCAACUGAUUUAACCUAUUUUUAUCAUUGGGCCUUGGUAACAUUAUUCAUCCGAAACCACCCCUUUGGUCCCUCCAGUUCUGUGGCCAGCAGCCAUUAGCUCCCAAAAUCACAUGGUCUGGUAUGCAUUCAGGAGGUUGUGAGCACAUUUUGCUUUCAAUCUAUUUGAUCGCUAGUGUUGUGAGAAUGCAAUAAUAUUUCUACUCAACAAGACGGUAGAAAAGUAUCUUGCAGAUAAUAUAUUAGUCCAUAAUACCGAUGUGAAUGCUCUUAUUGUUAGUGUCAAAGCAUGGAGGCCGAUAAUUACUCUCCUAUAAUUCACCUCCUUGGAGAUAAAGUAGUUUUUUAAAAAUCGUCAAUUAGAAAAUAAAUCAUAGAAUUUCUUUCACUUUUAAACUUUUCUCUACAGUCUGCCUUCUCGAAACUCCUCUGACUGCUUCUCUAAAACCUAUGCUCUAAAGUUUUCCGUCUGUUUUAUUUAAAUUCUAUAUGAGAGUUUGCUUUCCUUUCUCUGAUAUUUUUCCAUGAUUCAUGUGAGUUGACCCAACUUUUUUGCUGGAACAAACCUUUUUAUUUGCAUUUAUUUCAUCACACCAAUACUCAUGUCAAGUGUUUCAUUAUCAGCCAAAACUCAGCGUUUUUUGAAGAAAGUUAUUUAAAUCACUCCAGGCAAGAAUUUUUUUCAACACAACGUUUUUUCUAUCUUUUUGAAAGUGGUAAAAAAUCCUCAGUCAAAAUAAUGUCUUUUUGACCUCUAUAUUUAUCAGUAAAUUAUUAUUCCUCAUCUCUGAAUCAAUCUAGUUAUUUCAAUUUUCAAUGCAAUAUUUAUUUACUUGAAGGGUGCAAAAAAAUGCUCCAUCCUGUAAAUCACAGCGACCAAGAGUCAAAUCUCAGGUUAAGAGGCAUAAUCAUAACCUCUAAAAAGCUGUUUUGGAAAUUUUUCCAGGAGGCAGAAAUGCUGGAUGGCAAGAAGCAGUCAGCAUUUUCAAACUUUUUGCACUCCUGAUGAACUCUCAUUAUAAGAUGUCUAUUGCGCUCUAUUUAAAACCUAUGAAAGCAACAGAAACGUUGUCAGCCUUGCGCAAUCUCUACAGAAGUUUGUGUGAAGCAUUUAUCUAUGCCCAUCUUCUGAUUUGUGUGCUGAUUUUGGCUGAAGCACUUAUUCGUUUCAUCUUAAGUUUGCUUUUACAUCUGCCUUCAUUUUUUCAUGCUUUCUUUUGUCAGAAGAAAAAAAAAAGAAAAGAAAAAAAAAGCUAUAAUUUCUAUGAAACAUUCUGUCAAAAUGCUUAAAUUAUAGAAGAAGUCUGUAAAAUUUUCUUUUUGAGCCGUCUCCUUAAUACCUCAUUUUAUUAAUUCAAACUUUUUCUCGAUCAAUUAUUGCAAAAUUAGAAAUUAUUCAAGUACCUACUGUAGAUAUGGACCAUAGAUAUUUUUCUACGCUUAUUUAGAAGAAAUUAAUGAAUUUUCUUUGAUAAUUCUAAAAUUUUGUAUUUUUAGUAUUUAAUUUUCUAACAAGGGAGAAUUUAAAUAACUUUAAGGAGUCUCUUGCUUUUAAGUCAACCAUAGGUGCAGUUUUUACUGAGGGUGAAAGUAAGGCUUAGAGAGUGAAAAUGUAUAAGCUUUAAGAAAUUUUCUGAUGAUAUAUAAGAGGGAGCUCUGCUGCUGUAAAUUUAAAUAAAAUUGAUAAUCUGAAAAUUUGUAGUGUAGCCAUUCACCUGUGAGGAGUCUUACAAGCUUUAUUUUGAACGAAAUUAAUUUGAAAAGACAAAAGCUCAAAUUAAAUGUAAAACUCAGUGGAAUUGAUAUUGUUCGUAGAGGCCCAAGUGCCAAAAAAUAAGUUUUGAGAAAAAUUGGAUAGAAGUGUGCCAUUUGGCAUGUGUUCAAUUUAGUGAGUCUAGUUUCAAUAGAUACUCUUUAGACACAUACAGUUUUUUGGCUUGGAAGAUUAAACAGAGGCUGAAUGGUACGGAUUUCUCGUUUUCCUCAAAACUUUAAUUUUGGAGCUUGGGCCCUUAAAAAAAUAUCAGUUCAAUUCGGCAAAACAUUCACUAGUUUGUGUGACAUUAUAUCCUUUGAGGUGGAUCUUCAGCACAUAGGAUAACUAUUCAAAAGUUGAUCGAUCAACUGAUGCUUCCGGGAUUGUAAAACAUCCCUUCAAAAAUCACCAUCUCUCUCUCUCUCAUCUCUCACCUCGCUUUGAAAAAAAAAAAAAAUUGACAGAAGUUAUCAGAAAUUGAGUCCUUGAUUAACCUAUACUUUUCCCAUUGCUGAGCUAUUAAAUGAUCAUCAUUGUGUUGUCCCUGAACAUCCAAAGGCUCCUCAUAAUGGAACUUGUUCCAUAACUAAGCUCAGAUAAAAGCUCUAUGUAUAUAAUUACUAAAUCUCAGAGGCAGUCGAACUAUUCUCAAUUAUUAUUGUUUUUUUAAAAAUCUGUGAUGAAAUUUUAUUAUUUUAGUAAGAGUUUCAAAUUUUAAUCUUUUUUGUUCCCCUGUCAUUUUUUAUCAUGUUUAUGAGAGUUUAUUAGCAUCGUAACUCAGUGUAAGUAAUUACUAUAUGUAAAGGUGGAGAAAGUGACCUCUGUAAGGUUCUCGCUGCUACAGUGUAAUUUUUGUACUUUUUGUUUGUUUUUUUGAAGUAUCAUCUUAAUGCGAAGUUGCAAGUGAACUCUGUUGUAAUUGAUUUUCAAUUUAUAUCUAUAUGUACUUAAAUUGUUGUAUGUCUCUUACUGUAGGCAGUAGUCAAGAGAGGGGCCUCGAACCCCGUAGGAUCUCAACAUUUUCCUCAAGAUAAAAACAUCCUACCGCUUUGUUUUACUUCGUAAAAUUCUGUGGUGAAACACAUUGUCAAUUCAGUAAAGAAAAAGCUACGAGAAAUGAAUUGACCUUAUGGUUCCCUCUUCUCAGGUCUAUAGUGCUCGAUCUGCCUACUUUAAAUCAGUUUCACAGUUUUUCUAAUUUUUUUAAUGUUUAUUUUUUUCCUUUUCCCCCCUUUUGACAAAUUUUUUUAACAUUUGUAUUUUUUUAUAGUUGUGAAAAAUAAUUUUUGUAACUUGCUGUUUUUGUGCAUUUGCCUGUAGCCCUUACAAGCAUUGUCUAAUGACAGGUGUGAUGAUGUCUGAAUGGUGUUUCAAUCAAGGAGAAGAAUUAUUGUUAAAUUUCCCGUUUUUUCUUGAGUCUCUGCUCAUCGCAUUGCACAUUAACCAUUCAGCAAAAUGUUGAUUUUUUCGAUCAUAUGUUGAGAGUUCUGAUGACUGAUCAUGAGUCUUUUAACUCUUCUCCUUUUUUCCAAGUAUGCUUUUUUGUAAAGUGUGUAUAUGUGUGUCAAAUCAACAAAAAUGCAUUUAAAUAUGUUUUCUACAGAAGAAUUAGAGAAUAAAAAGCUAAUUUUAAAAGUAA